GAUCCAUUCACAAUUUACAUGAUGUUGGGAGGAGAUUCCACCCAAAUAUAUCUGCCUCUGUUUGAAACGGAUGUCAAUGGAUCAAUGCAGUUCUAUGGUUGGGUUUUCAUCCUCUACUUCCUGAUGCUGAUUGCGUUCUCUGUUAUGCUUGUGCUUGGCAUUAGGCGAACACACCGGGGACUGAUGCUUCCUUGGAUGAUUGCCAUGGCUGUGGCUGUAGGCUUCCAAUUCCUCUUCAGUUUAUGGCUUUGCUAUGGCUAUUACAUCUAUAUCAGCAUCCUUGUGCCUGCACUCAUGAACUGGAUCUGGAUGUCAUAUAAUAUUUACUGUUGGCUGUGUGUCUACUCACAGUAUAAAAUUAUUUACGAGCUACAGACACCAAACAUUGAGCUACUCUAUCCGUGAUUUAACAAUGUUGAUUUAAAGAUCUGACUCCACCAUUUGUCUUGUUUAACAACGCCACAUAAAAAGGAGAAUGAUCUGACCAUCAACUUGACUGAAUGAAACCGUCCAUAUGUCUAAUGCAUCAUCACAAUCUACAUCAAUAUUGAUCUAAAUAGAGUUUUAGAUUAUCUGACUACCUCUAGAUUUUCGAGCUUUCAUCUUUAGCUUCCUUAUCGAAAUAUUGAAUGCUCAAAUCAUUUCGUACUGUAUUAUUUUUUAAUAUAAAAAAUAUCAAAGCUGGUAUAUUUGAACGAUCAUAGUAUUUUCAAAUUAAAAUUAACAUAUGUAUAUUUUUCCAAAGUUUGCUUUUAAUUUUUUUCUUAAUGUACAGUCAUCCUCAUUUUAUGUUUGUAUUUCACAGAUUAUAAAGCCAAAUUGAAAUAAAUUGUGAAACUAAAAAGUUUUAAAACCACCAAGUUGGCAGAUGUCUCGUAGACAUAUUAUGCUUUUCAAAUAUUUACCAAUUCAAGUAAUGAGGAUGCAGUCUGUAGAAGUGACGACACUUUUCUCUAUUGCACUUGUAUAAUUUUGUGAUGUUUUUAUUGUAGUGUAUGAAUGCUUGUCUCUUGAGAAUUUUUUAGAGUUUUUUAGUUUCCGUAGUUUCAAUUAUUGCAUGCAACGAAGCUCUUAUCUCAUAUUAAGAAAUAUUUUUUUAUCGAAAUGACAUCUCUGCCACCUCCCCAGUUAAUAACUUGGGGACUUAAUUAAUAAUUAAGUUGAUCCACUUCUAUUAUAAAAAUAAAUAGAUUCUGAAGUUGAAGAUAAUAUUCAUGGAAUGCUAGAAAUUAUAUUAGAAACUCAUCCAUAUCAGGAAAUAAAUAUUCCAGUUUUCCAGGCUCAUUAAAAUUCGUCUUGAUUCCUCUCUGAAUUAAUUCAAUGAUGCAUGAUAUUGUUAAAGACUAAGGAAAGUGUAAUCGCAUGUAAUAUUCUCAAUUUUUUGUAAUGUAUGCAGUAAUCAACGUCUUCUAUAUGACAGACUAAGAACCAAUUCUUGAAUAAUCUUUUCUGAAUACAGAACGUUAUUUAUCCUUGUUAAAAUAUUCAAGCAUUUGAAUUAAUUUGUAUUCUAUAGAAAUAAUUUCUUAAUUCAAAUGUGUGCAUGCAAUUCAAAGUUUAAUAGCUUAUCUACCUCCAAGUAGAAUGAUGACUAUUUUUUCCAAGAAAAGAUAGGAGUAAGAAAAAAAUAUUCAAUAUGAUAUUCAACUUCUUAAGUAAUAAUGAUAUCCUCUGCAAGCUUAUUAAUCCAUACCGUCCUCUUACCAAUAUUAUUAAUGCCCAUGCCUUUCGUGUGAAUGUUUUCUGUUGAGAUCCAUCCAAAGUAUUCUUUACUCAAAUCUUUGAGCUAUUUUUAAGUUUUCUUAACAAGACAUGUUAUAAAUUUUUUGACUGGAACCAAAGACAAAUGAGCUGGACCAGCGCUUCAUUAAAGAAUGAUUAUGUAUAUUCUAAUAGAUUUUGUUGUACGAUAUAGACUCAAAUUUCGUCAUGACAAUCAAAACUGCUGUGCUGCAUCAAUGCAGCGUAAUAAGCUGAACCAUUCUCCAGUGUGUAAUUCAAAUUAAAGGUUGAAAUAUACCUUUAAAUUCAUUUUAUAUUUAUGUAUUCUAGAGUAAUAUAUUUUAAAUAUAAUAGUUAUACUUAGAAAUAUUCAAGUUGGCUUUCCAAAAGUAGACUUGAUUUUAGUAUACCGUAUGUUUUUAUUGUUAUUGUGUUCAUCUUCAUAGGCUAGCAAUGCUGAAUAUUAUUUGUAAUCAUUCUCAUUAUCCAUGAACAUGUGUUUAUCAUUAUUCAUAAAUAUUAUUAGAUAUGAUUGCAAUUACAUUUUGUAUUUAUUAAAAUGUCUUAUUUAUAUUA
Molecule: messenger RNA, 2298 nt
Organism: Nilaparvata lugens (brown planthopper)
Lineage: Eukaryota; Metazoa; Arthropoda; Insecta; Hemiptera; Delphacidae
Exons: 5
Coding region: 19-405 (128 amino acids)
Source: RefSeq, a predicted model, not a curated record